AACAACMGGGAAGCGGCCGGGAAASAACCGGGAAAGAACCGGGGAAGAACCGGGAAGCGGAGCGGAACCUGCGCCGGUCCCGACGCCGCCGCUGCGCCGGGAUUGAGGCGGCCGGGAGAGCGGGCGGGCCCGGCGGGCGCGGCGAUGCGGCGAACGGCGCUGRGCUGAGCUGAGCAUCGCCCCGACAUCCCCGGCGGAACGGCGGAACGGCGGAACAGCGGACAUGGCCCGGAGCCGCGCCUUCUCCGAGCCCGAAUUCUCGGCCGAAUACUCCGCCGAGUACUCGCUGAGUUUCCCGUCGGACGCCGAGCGCUCCCGGGAGUCCCCGGCUCGGCGCGGGGGGCCCUGCCCGUGCUUUCCGCGCUCCCGCCGCUUGUCCUUCUCCCCGGAAUCGCUGGAAAAGCUCUACCAGACCUAUUUCCGCCGCCAGCGCCACGAAACGCUGCUGGUGCUGGUGGUGUUCGCCGCCCUGUUCGACUGCUACGUGCUGGGGAUGUGCGCUCCGGGCUUCUCCCGGCCCGACAGACCGCUGGAGAAGCUGCCGCUGGCGCUCGGAGCUCUGGCCGCGCUGCUGGCGCACGGAGCUCUCUUCGUGCUGCUCCGAGCGCGGCUGCUCCCGGAGCGCCUUUCCCGGGAUUUCCUGCCCGGAGCGCUCUGGGCUCUGAUCGCCGCGCAGGUUUGGGGUUACGUGGCGCUGGAAUUCCGCGAUUUGCCCGAGGCCGUGGACUCGCUGGGCUGGCAGGCGUUCUUCGCUUUCUCGUGUUUCCUGACGCUGCCGCUGCGGCUGGCGAGGAUCGUGCUGCUGACGGGCGCGUCCUGCGGGGUGCACACGCUGGUGCUCGGCAUCGCCGCGCUGCAGCGGCACGGGGAACCGCUGGACCGGGGGCUGCUGGGAAUUCCGGGGUUUUCCAUCAUUCCCGGAUUUCUCAGGAUUCCCGGGUUUCCCACCCUCCCGGGGCCGUUCCUGGCUGGCAGCGUGUCCCGUUGCCAUGGUGACCAGGAUACCUGCAGCCUCCGUUCCCAGCUCCGGGCGGAUCCGGAUCCGGGAUUUCCGGGAAUCCCUGAGGGGCUGGCGUCCAACGUGGCGGUGCAGGCGUGCGCCAUGGCGGCGGGCGCGGUCUCGUACUGCAUGGCCGAGCGCAAACACCGCAGAGCCUUCCUGGAGGCGCGGCACUCGCUGGAGGUGCGGCUGAACCUGGAGGAGCAGAGCCAGCAGCAGGAGCGGCUGAUGCUCUCCAUCCUGCCCAAGCACGUGGCCGAUGAGAUGCUCAAGGACAUGAAGAAGGACCCGAGCCAGAAGGAGCUGCAGCAGUUCAACACCAUGUACAUGUACCGCCACGAGAACGUCAGCAUCCUCUUCGCCGACAUCGUUGGCUUCACGCAGCUCUCGUCGUCCUGCAGCGCCCAGGAGCUCGUCAAGCUGCUCAACGAGCUCUUCGCGCGCUUCGACAAGCUGGCGGCCUGGUCACUCCAUGUCCGGUGCAGGUCGGUCCGGGAGCGGACACACAUGGCGCUGGACAUGCGCCGGUCACUGUCCAUUCCCAUUGGUCACUGUCCAUUCCUGGUGGUCACUAUCCAUUCCCAGUGGUCACUCCAUGUCUGGUGCAGGUCUGUCCGGGAGCGGACACACACGGCGCUGGACAUGCACGUGGGCCAUGGUCACUGGCCAUUCCCAGCAGUCACUGUCCAUUCCCAGCGGACACUGUCCAUUCCUAGUGGUCACUGUCCAUUCCCAGUGGUCACUCGUGUCCGCAGGUCGGUCCGGGAGCGGACGCACACGGCGCUGGACAUGCGUGUGGGUGUGCACAGCGGUGCUGUGCUGGGCGGUGUCCUGGGACAGAAGCGAUGGCAGUACGACGUUUGGUCCACYGACGUCACCGUGGCCAACAAGAUGGAGGCUGGAGGAGUCCCUGGCCGUGUCCACGUGUCCCAGAGCACCGUCGAUUGCCUCAAGGGCGAGUUUGAGGUGGAGCCGGGCGAGGGCGGCGCCCGCUGCGAGUACCUGAGGGACCGCGGCAUCGUCACCUACCUGGUGGUGGCACGGCCACCGCGCCGCGGGACCAUCAACGGGCUGAAGCUGUCCCUGACCUCGUCCCACGGCGCGUCCCCUCCCCCGCCGGGCACAGCCCCGGAGCGCAACGGGAGCGUCCGGCGCAGCCCCGAGUGGCCGGAGCGGCCGGAGUGUCCCGAGGAGCCCGAGGCCGGCAGCCGCAACUCGCUGGACUUUGGGGACGAUGACGGAGAGGCCGUGGCCAACCCGUCGUUCCCGAACCCCCGGCGGCGGCUGCGGCUGCGGGACCUGGCGGAGCGGGUGGCGGGGGCGGCGCAGGACGAGCGGGAGCUGCACCGGCUGCUCAACGAGGCGCUGCUGGAGCGGGAGGCCAAGCACGCGUGAGUGUCACCGGUGCCACCGGU
This is a messenger RNA of Malurus melanocephalus (red-backed fairy wren), 2415 nucleotides long. RefSeq names its product adenylate cyclase type 3-like. Gene Ontology annotation, molecular function: adenylate cyclase activity. Gene Ontology annotation, biological process: cAMP biosynthetic process; intracellular signal transduction; adenylate cyclase-activating G protein-coupled receptor signaling pathway. The record is from RefSeq and is a predicted model, not a curated record. The coding region runs from base 224 to 2395 and encodes 723 amino acids. The transcript is spliced from 10 exons. NCBI's taxonomy places the organism in Eukaryota, Metazoa, Chordata, Aves, Passeriformes, Maluridae.